AUGGGAGGUUUUGGUGCUCUAGUGUUUCCCAUACGCUCUCAUGUAUGCUGUUCGGAUUGUUUUACUCCAGAUGGAAAGCCGGGUGCAUGUGUGAGCAUACAGGAAUGCCCCAGCUUAAAUAUAACUAAAUCAAAUUACGACUUCAUACGGAAUUCAAUUUGUCUUAAUGGGUUUGAAGUGUGCUGUGGACCUCCACCCUCUGUCCCGGACAGGGGUAACUGUAAAAAUCAAAUCAGCGCCUUCCCACCUAAUCCCGAAACUGAAUGCUGCGGUAUCCAAGCCUCUGGACAGAACAGGAUUUUUGGUGGUACAUCGACUGGAAUAGAUCAAUAUCCCUGGCUCGCUCUGUUGGAAUACAAGAUUGGUAACCAAAUAAAACUAAACUGUGGGGGUGCGCUCAUCAGUAACAAAUACGUGUUGACUGCGGCUCACUGUAUGAAUUUCAAUAAGCCAGUGAGCAUUCGACUAGGAGAAUAUGAUGUCACACAUGACGGUCAAGACUGUUUGGAGGGCUCGGACUGCACUGAUCCAGCCGUCAGUAUUCCGAUAAAGGAAAUCUUAAUACAUCCUGAAUACGACAACGUACUUAAAAGAAACGAUAUCGCUUUGAUCAGGCUAGACGGUAUGGCUAACUAUACAGAUUUCAUCCGACCCAUUUGUCUGCCAACAUUGGAUGUAUCACAACUCUCACCUAAUGUAUCACUAUAUGUAGCCGGUUGGGGUAGAAUGAGCUGGAACAUAAAGUUCAGCAGUCUGAAGCAACAUGUCAAAGUGCCAAUUGUGAACAUGCAGGACUGUCAAAACGUGUAUGAGACAAGAAUUGUUCCGAAAGUAAAUCUGUGGAGUAAGCAACUGUGUGCUGGUGGAGAAAAGGGACGUGACUCUUGUAAUGGCGACAGUGGCGGUCCUCUAAUGAUGAAGACAUUACUUCCCAACAAUUUAACAGUUAUAACAGCGGAGGGCGUAGUCAGCUAUGGACCACAGGUAUGCGGCAUUAAGGACGUACCAGGCGUAUAUACAAAAGUAUACGAAUACAACACCUGGAUACGCAGACAUAUAAGGCCGUAA
This is a messenger RNA of Diatraea saccharalis (sugarcane borer), 1068 nucleotides long. NCBI's taxonomy places the organism in Eukaryota, Metazoa, Arthropoda, Insecta, Lepidoptera, Crambidae. The record is from the annotation of a GenBank genome assembly.